CUCUCUCCACUUUUUGCUUUUUUUCCCCCACUCCAUUUACAAUAAACUUGUCAUCUCUCCAAUGCCCACCGACAUUAGCCAAGAAUAUGAUAUUAUUAUAGUUGGUGCCGGUAUAUUGGGUUGUGCAGCCGCUAAAGCUUUCGGUUCGGACGGCAGAAGGGUUCUAUUACUAGAGCGCGAUUUAUCAGAGCCAGAUAGAAUUGUAGGCGAAUUACUACAACCAGGAGGCAUAAAUGCAUUAAAAUCGUUAAGGUUAGAAGACUGUGUGGAAGGAAUUGAUAGUAUACCUUGUUACGGCUAUGGUAUUCUACGUAAUGAUGACUAUGUACAGCUUUCAUAUCCUAUCGACACUCUCACGGAGAAGCAAGCAGUUGGAAGAUCUUUCCAUCAUGGCCGUUUUAUCCAAAAUUUAAGACAAGCUGCUACGACUACCGAGAAUGUUACAGUGAAAGAACUGACAGUAAAUACACUGUUGAAAGAAGAGAAUGGACAAGGAGAGAAGGGAAAGGUCAUUGGCGUUGUUACUCAAUCGAAAACAGAUGAAGAGUUUAGAUUCUAUGCCCCACUUACAAUUGUAUGUGAUGGUUUAUUUUCCAGGUUCCGCAAAGAGUUUACUAUUAAAACACCAGAUGUAAGGUCAAACUUUGUGGGCUUCAUCAUGAAAGACGUCAAGUUACCUUACCCGCAUCAUGGACACGUUAUACUAGCAAAUCCUUCACCUAUUCUAAUGUAUCAAAUCAGUACACACGAUACACGAGUUUUAAUCGAUAUACCCGGUAAAUUGCCUUCUUUGUCCAAUGGAGACUUGAAACAAUAUCUAAGAGAGACUAUCGCACCUCAGCUACCUGACACCAUACGCCCUAAAUUUUUGGAAUCUUUGGAGAAAGAAAGGAUUCGGUCUAUGCCAAAUGGCUUCUUACCGCCUUCCAUCAAUCAAUGCGAAGGUAUGAUAGUAUUGGGUGACGCAAUGAACAUGAGACAUCCACUCACAGGAGGUGGGAUGACCGUUGCAUUCAAUGACGUUGUACUUUUAAAAGAGCUCUUAUCACAAGAAAAUAUACCUUCAUUUACAGAUACCGAACUUGUUUUACAGCAGUUGAGAUCUUUCCACUGGAAAAGGAAAAAAUACUGUACAGCUAUAAAUGUUUUGGCCAUGGCAUUGUAUACCUUGUUUGCGGCAGGGAAUGAUCCUAAUUUGGCCAUCCUACAAAGAGGCUGCUUCGCUUAUUUCAAAUUGGGAGAUUAUGCCGUUGAACCCGUAGGUCUUUUGGCAGGUUUACUACAACGUCCGUCUGUACUUAUAUAUCACUUCUUUGCAGUCGCGUUCUACUCAGUAUACCUUGAAGCAAAAAAGAACAGCUGGACAGGUGCUCCUCAGAGUCUCCUCAUGUUCUGUACAGUCAUUUAUACUGCAUGCGUCACCAUUUUACCUUAUCUUUGGACUGAAGUAAAAUAUUAGACCCCACUACUAUCAUACGCACAAUCGUACUUAUUACCUCAUUACUAUUAUUACUGUUAUUCUUAAUAUUACUCUUACUGUGAACCUAUUACUAAUUUAAAUCCCCAACUUGCAAGAAAAAAAAAAAAAAAAAAAAAAAAAAAAAAAAGAAU
Messenger RNA from Mycotypha africana, 1611 nucleotides. Its product is annotated as squalene epoxidase-domain-containing protein. Gene Ontology annotation, biological process: ergosterol biosynthetic process. The transcript is spliced from 8 exons. The coding region runs from base 62 to 1459 and encodes 465 amino acids. The record is from RefSeq and is a predicted model, not a curated record. Gene Ontology annotation, cellular component: endoplasmic reticulum; membrane. Gene Ontology annotation, molecular function: flavin adenine dinucleotide binding; squalene monooxygenase activity. Lineage: Eukaryota; Fungi; Mucoromycota; Mucoromycetes; Mucorales; Mycotyphaceae.